Messenger RNA from Trichoderma harzianum CBS 226.95, 1227 nucleotides. RefSeq lists its product as hypothetical. Lineage: Eukaryota; Fungi; Ascomycota; Sordariomycetes; Hypocreales; Hypocreaceae. Gene Ontology annotation, molecular function: glutathione transferase activity. The record is from RefSeq and is a predicted model, not a curated record. Gene Ontology annotation, cellular component: cytoplasm. Bases 129 to 1118 code for a protein of 329 amino acids. The transcript is spliced from 3 exons.
UCGAUAUCCAUCGCCGUUCACAUUUGUAUUAAAAAGGACAGGAGAUGUUAUAUUGGUUUACCUGAUUAUAGCUCCCCCGUAGUAGUCUUUACCCAAUCGUGGUGAUAUAGUUCAGCUAGUUGGACAAAAUGUCAUCGGCUCAGCAGGUUUAUCACGACAAAGGUCGUUUCACUCGGCCGGACAGUAUUUUUCGAAACUUCAUCUCCAAGGACCCGAAUUCACAGUUCCCGGCUGAGAAGGGUCGUUAUGCAUUAUACCUCUCCCCUGGCUGCCCAUGGGCCCAUAGAACUAUGAUAGUGCGGCUCCUCAAAGGCCUCGAUUCCAUCAUUGAUGUCUACCAAGUUCAUUUUCACAUGGGCCCUGAGGGGUGGUACUUCAGUGGCGAAGGCGGCUCACUAACAGAAGAUCCCCUCCACGGGUUCAAGAAGCUCAAAGAACUGUACCUCAAAGCCGAUCCCAACUACACAGGUCGAUAUACAGUCCCUGUAUUAUGGGAUAAAAAAGCCGAUGUCCUAGUGAAUAACGAAUCUUCAGAGAUUAUUCGUAUGCUUUAUUCUGAGUUUGAUGAGUUCCUUCCAGAGCAUCUCCGCGAAGAAAACCGCCCUGGCCAUGGUCUCUAUCCACCGCAGCUCAGAGCUGAGAUCGAUGAGAUGAACGAUUGGGUGUAUAACACCGUCAAUAACGGUGUUUACAAGGUGGGCUUCUCAAGAUCGCAAGAAUCGUAUGACGAAAAUAUACGCCCGCUAUUCGCAUCCCUCGAUCGCCUUGAAGAGCAUCUUGGUCAUGGCAAACCCUUUCUCUUUGGAGACUUCAUCACCGAGGCCGAUAUACGCCUCUACACAACCUUGGCGCGUUUCGACGUUGCCUAUCAUAGCGUCUUCCAAUGCAAUUUAAAGUUAAUUCGACAUGACUAUCCUCGACUUCAUUCCUGGCUUCGGAGGCUGUACUGGGAUCAGGAUGAAGAGGGGCCACUAAGAGCUGCGUUUUAUCGCACUACCGAACCAAAUAUCGGGCGCUAUGCGCUGGGGUAUGCGGAUUCUAAAUGGAGGAUUGUCCAGGAGAGCCAAGGGCCUCUGAUUGUACCAGCUGGGCCAUUGGUGCUGAUGGAGCCAUUGUAAACAAAGCGUUCCAAGUGGUAGGGUCGAACACUGUAAGGUCAAUUGGACUAAGCAAACAGAAUGUUUAAUAAGGCCUCUAUAUAUCAUAUAUUGCAUCAAAUCAAGAUCC